AUGUUCCAUGAGAAAUCUCGUUGGACUGAAAUGCUACCAAUCGUGCUUCUUGGAAUACGAUCAUCAGUGAAGGAAGAUCUGCAAGCAACGACCGCCGAACUGACAUAUGGCACAACACUCAGGUUACCCGGUGAGUUCUUCACCUCCAGUGAUAGAAGACUACCUACGGCAGAUUGCAUCUUCAAUUUAAAAGCAACAAUGUCAAAGCUUAGACCCACACCAACUGCUAACCACGCCAAAUCAUCAUCGUUUGUCCAGAAACAGCUAUCAACAUGCAGCCAUGUUUUUGUCAAGGUAGGCGCAAUCAAACCAUCGCUCUCUCAGCCGUACGAUGGACCAUACCGAGUGAUCCGUCGAAAGAAAAAGGUUUUCGUAGUGAGCGUUAACGGCAAAUCUAUUGCCAUUUCGAUCGACCGACUAAAAGCAGCAUUUAUGCAAGCAGAGGAUCUUCGAACCAAAGAUGACGUCAUCAACCAGCCCGAAGCUACGUCUCCCUCUACCUACCAAACCCGCUCUGGACGCCGCGUGAAGAUACCUCGGCAGUAUUGGUAA
Messenger RNA from Wyeomyia smithii (pitcher-plant mosquito), 552 nucleotides. RefSeq lists its product as uncharacterized. Lineage: Eukaryota; Metazoa; Arthropoda; Insecta; Diptera; Culicidae. The record is from RefSeq and is a predicted model, not a curated record. The transcript has a single exon. The coding region runs from base 1 to 552 and encodes 183 amino acids.